Messenger RNA from Aspergillus brunneoviolaceus CBS 621.78, 708 nucleotides. Its product is annotated as putative esterase. The record is from RefSeq and is a predicted model, not a curated record. Gene Ontology annotation, biological process: formaldehyde catabolic process. Lineage: Eukaryota; Fungi; Ascomycota; Eurotiomycetes; Eurotiales; Aspergillaceae. Bases 1 to 708 code for a protein of 235 amino acids. The transcript is spliced from 3 exons. Gene Ontology annotation, cellular component: cytosol. Gene Ontology annotation, molecular function: S-formylglutathione hydrolase activity.
AUGUCCGUCACCACCAAAGCCACCAUCGCCUCCUUCGGCGGCAAGCUCCUCAAGCUCAGCCAUGCCGCCACCUCCACCAAGUGCGAGAUGUCCUUCAACCUCUACCUGCCGCCGCAGGCUUUUCAGAAUAGCAACCAAAAGAUCCCCGUGCUGCUGUACCUGUCCGGUCUGACCUGCACGGCGGACAACUGCUCCGAGAAGGGAUUCUUCCAGCACGGCGCCAGCAAGAAGGGCAUUGCCGUGCUGUAUCCCGACACCAGCCCUCGCGGCCUCAACCUCGCCGGCGAAAACGACGCGUGGGACUUCGGCACGGGCGCCGGCUUCUACGUCGACGCCACCAAGGCCCCCUACGAUGCCGGCUACAACAUGUACACCUACAUCACCGAGGAGCUGCCCGCCGUGGUGUUCCAGGCGUUCCCGGUGUUGGACGCGGAGCGCGUGAGCAUCACCGGGCAUAGUAUGGGGGGCCAUGGGGCUUUGACUUUGUUCCUCCGCAACCCCGGUAAAUACAGAUCCGUGUCGGCGUUCGCGCCUAUCUCCAACCCCAUCAACUGCCCUUGGGGCCAGAAGGCGUUUGGGGGAUACUUUGGCGAGGAGCUGCGCGACACCAAGUGGAAGGAGCAUGAUGCGACGGAGUUGGUGAGGAGGUGGAAGGGUGGGCCGUUGGAUGUGUUGAUUGACGUUGUAUGUGCCUAUCCCCUUUUGUAG